Molecule: messenger RNA, 3369 nt
Organism: Vitrella brassicaformis
Lineage: Eukaryota; Vitrellaceae
Source: the annotation of a GenBank genome assembly
AGGGAGAGCCCUCUUGGAGCAUUUCUUCAAAGUGUGUGUAAUGAGAAGGAAAGGCAGACGAUGGAGCCUUGUGCAGAUCCUCUCACCGCUGUGCCUUGGCGUGGUGACCGCGGCGUGUGCGGCUUUGCUGAAGCGGUACGCACGACGUGGGGACGUAGAUCAACCCAUCCCCAUCGCUGCUUGUGCGCCGUCAGGUUACGUGACGCCUCGCCCGUCCCGCCGACUGCUUUCUCGCCCCUGCCUUCGCUUCUGCAGAGGCAUAGAACACUGACUGACCUGACGGACACGAAAGGGGGAGAGAUCUGACGUGUUGGUCCUUUCUUCCUUCUCUCUGUAUGUUUGCAGGCGUGCGGGUCCGCCCUCUCCCUUGUCCAGGCUGGGUGUGUUGGCGCCCGAGGGGUCCAAGUAUCCGACGCCUCAUGAGACCAUAUGGGGCGGACCCGAUGGAAAGGGCCUCAUACCGGUCGGACGCACUUUGCAAUCGAUACACACACACACACACACAUUAUGGCGGGUAUCGGAGUGUGUAUGUUAAUGGCGGUUUGGUUGGUGGUUUGGUUGUGUCAGAGUGACGACACGAAUCCCUGGUAUGUGUUCAAGCACUGCCCCUGGGCGGCGCUGGACAUGCGGGCCAACCUGCUUCAGCCAAUGGGUGCGUGCGGACACAUGCUUGCUUGUACUGAUCAGUGAAUGGAAGCAUCUUACACACGCACACACACGUGGUGGGAGGGGCUCUAUGUCUGUCUGUGUGUCUGUCUGUCUGUCCAUCUGUGUGCAGGGGUGAUCGGCAGCGGGCCGGAGAACUAUGACGGCAUGGGCCUCGACGAGGAGAUCUUCGAGGGCAACAGAGACAGGUGUGCGGGUGGGGUGGGCUGCAUUGCCGACACAUUCACGUGACAAGAGAGAGACCUUCUUGUCUGUCGUCCCUCCUGUGUGUCUUUGUCUCCUCCCUCCCAGGCAGCGCAAUCCCGCGUGGCCUCGCCACCUCGACCAUGGUGUACAGUGGAGGCACGCAUACCAGUGAGUGAGCACACACACACAUAGACCGACCAGGAGACCAAGAUGCCUAAGCACUUCACGUCGCCUGGCGGUGUGCUGUCCAGGCAUGGCAACGGUUACGAUCCCCACCCAGAGCCCGACGGCUGCCAGGACUACACCAUCGGUCGGUCCGUACGGAACGCCGAUCACACAAGACGUAGACCAUAUGUGUGCCUGCGUAUGUUGUGUGUAUGCGGGUGUGCAGGCGAGACUGACGAGGACCUGGAGCGUCGGCAGUGGGGCUGCUUCAACAACGACAGGGGCAAGUACCUCGACCCCAUCACAGGUGGGUACAGACGUCUAAAGGACGUGAUGCCAUCUGGUCUGUCUGGUGUGUGCAUGUCGGUAUGUCGCUGCAGCGUACAAGGAUUUCCGCGAGGACCCGACGACGAUGACGCCGCACGUGCCCUUCCAGAAGUUCGAUCAGCCGGUGGUGCAGGACUACCCCGAGUGGGGCAGAUACGGCCCGUGCUUCCCAUCACACCACGUACUCGCCGACUGGAGGUGAGUGAGGACAGGAGAGGAGAAGAGAGGGCCUUGGGUGAAUGGGAUGGGCGAAGGGGUGGAGAGGGGGUGCACAGACAGACAGACAGAUUGAUGGAGGUGAAUGGGGACACAUCACUCAUUUCUUCGCGCCUCCCUUUUGUUUCCGUUCAGGAUGAAUCUGGCUGCCCUUGACAAACUUGAGAACGGCCCUGUCAUCGAAAUGCCCCACUCAAGCAGUAAGGAAGGACCCGGGGGCCCUGCACUCACUCUGUCAGACGUCUGACAUCAGUCACAUCACACGUGUCCUGUCUGCCUGUCUGUCUGGGUGCAAUCGAUCGAUCAGCGAUACUGCGCCGUAAGAAGGAGCUGCUGGACGAGAUCCGCGCCAAUGCGUCGGCCUUGGCCAAGGAGGGGAAGGUGUAUGACGUGUCAGCCAUGAUCCGGGCCAACUGCGCCAUCGACCCGGAGGCCUUCAAGGCCAGCCAAAAGGCCACAGACACACGCGCCAUCCUCCGCACCGUCGGGCAGGGCGGCAAGCGCAAAAUCGGCGACAUGACACGCGCCAGCCGUGGGGCUCCUACGAAGGGCCUGACGCGCAGCCAGCAGCUCAAGCUGGACCAGCAGCGGCUGGAAAGGAGCCGGGAGCGCGCCGCGUGGCUGAGCAUUUAUCUCGACUACGAGCGGAUGCUGCGGGGCGGGUGUGAGGAGGACUAUGAUGGCGUCUACUGGGGGCCGUCGUGGGAGGGCGGCGGGGUGGGGUACAACUACACCGGGCCCAUCAAGACCGUCAUGCAGAACCCUUUUGACGUGCCUUACACCGGAUGCAAGUCAGUCACUCAUUCACUCACUGCAGAGGGAGGGAAGGAAGGAAGGGGAAUUCGCCCGUCGGGGGAUCCAUGGGUCGGUGUGUCUGUGUGUCAUGUAUGUAUGUAUGGUUGUAGUUUGCAGUGGUUUUCGACCAAGGAGGAGCUGGCCGAGCUGUACCACAUCCAUGUGCUGGAGGCGCGCAACGAGGGGCGGGUGGGCCUCGACGCCCAGCACAUUGGCCUCCCGGACCAGGAGGAAUACCCAACCAGACCCAAACUGUAAGUGACCCGCGUCUGUGCCUUACAGCUCCAGACACGUACAGUACACACGACGACCGACCGGUGUGUGUGUGGGUUUCCCUCAGCAAGAAGUUUCGGCGUCUGACCAGUUUCUACGUGCCCUACUGGACGCGUGUGGCGUUCGGUGAGGAGUUUGGAGAUGCUCUCGAGCAGCACGAGCAGCUCCCCGACGACCUCAUGAGGGACAUCAUAAUCGACCUGCCAACAAAACACAAACAGACACUCCUGCAUGAUAAUAAUAAUGAGGUGGGCGGACGGACAGACAGACGGACGGACAGAGAGGCACUCUCUCUCUCUCUCUCUCUGUGUGUGUGUGUGUGUGCGAUUGGUUGGUCAUGCAGGUGGAUGGCGACUACGGCUGGGUGCGCGAGUAUGAGGACUUCUACGUCGACUAACUGACAUCCACUGGAGCUGGUCGACGAAUGGAAGCAAGAGAGGCAAAGGGUGGUCAGGGAUCUCGAUGGCCUUCCUUCCUAGUACAUCCGUACCGCUCGGCUGCAUGCAUUCAUUGGUGCAGCUGGUAAGUCGUUGCUUGCGUGUCGAUAGAUUGGUGUACACUCCAUACUUACGAAGGCCAGCCAGAUCUGGACGAUCAUGCAUGACUGACUCUUUGGAAAGACUUUAGUUAGAGAUGUGGGCAAUGCAUCAUUGCAACAAACAGUCAUUCAGUUGACAAAUGGAUGGAUCAUGUGUCUGAUGUCUGUCUGUCCUCCUACAAAAGAAGUCAAGUCCUACUAAU